This is a messenger RNA of Gigantopelta aegis, 2290 nucleotides long. RefSeq lists its product as uncharacterized. NCBI's taxonomy places the organism in Eukaryota, Metazoa, Mollusca, Gastropoda, Neomphalida, Peltospiridae. Bases 236 to 1243 code for a protein of 335 amino acids. Gene Ontology annotation, cellular component: dendrite. The transcript has a single exon. The record is from RefSeq and is a predicted model, not a curated record. Gene Ontology annotation, biological process: response to axon injury; negative regulation of MyD88-independent toll-like receptor signaling pathway. Gene Ontology annotation, molecular function: NAD+ nucleosidase activity; signaling adaptor activity.
UACCGACUUUGACACAUGCCGUUCGAAAAUAAUCAGCAACAUCAGCAACACAAUGACUGAUCGGGCUGCAGUGAACCAUGCUACAAUUGAACUUCUUGAAGAGACCUGGGGGACUAGAUUAAACGAGUUAAACUGCCACCUUCACCCCUUGGAUACUAUCGCCAGUUCCACAAGAACGACUCUCAAGGCGAACGAACCAGAGAUGAUGACGAAAUAACUUUUUGGAACUGAGUGUAUGGCAAGCCAGCUCGUACUUGCUAUCAACAAAUUCCGAUACAAGGAUGGUCGAGGUGAUCCAAAAGGGUUCACUAAUUUCUUGGACAAUGCUGGCCUUCCCAGGGGCCUUAUUCCACGUUAUAGGGGGAAUCGUCUCCAUAUCAUGUUCUUGAUUUGCGGUAGAUUGUUCCAGCAUAAGGACUUCUUCUUGAAGUUUUUUGAUGAGGGAACUGUGUCCUGUGGUUCUCUGCAAGGAGCAAUAUUCCAUGACUUUCAGUCACCUGUAGCAAGAGUGGAGAUCCAUGUUUUAGGACUUAUAGGUAAGUUACUCUCCAGCCCAUGGAUGUCAAUGUUCUACAAGUCGGACUCCACUCAAGUCAGUUACAUCGAUGGGAUCAGCAUCGUUAGAAAAGUGUCGAGUGUUGUAAAAACAUUCAGUGAGAAGCCACAGGACACCGUUUCCACAAAGAUUGACUUCUUUGGAAAUGAACUAUCUGCCGAUGACGAAACACUCUUCGCCCUGCAACAAACGUCCAUAGAUGAGCCCAUGUUUGCCUCCAUGAUGACAGCAUGCCUUUUGAAAGUGGUGGAAGUUCUGGAGAGGCAGUACCAACGAUACUUUGACAUCGAUGUUACUGAUGAACUCAGGAAGGAGACAGAGUCAGCACGCUGCCAUAAUAUUGAUGCAGAAGAAGUCAUGGGAAUGUUUGGUGCUGCUAAGGAACAUGCACCAAAUGCUACCAUGUGCUACCUCUCCUCCAGAAUCCGGGCACAAAAAAACAAAGUCGUCAACUACCUUGACAACCUAGAAAUGGAAAAAAUAUAUAAUUUAGUAAAACUGGCAAUUUCAUUGGGGAGGAAACAACGGCAAAACAAUCGUGAACGGUGUAACCAGAUUAAAGGGGAGAUUUCGAGUAGGUUAGCAGUAAAAUUACAAAAAAAGAAAACUUACCAAAGAAACAAACUUGAAAAAACCCUGAAAAACAAUGAUUUGGACAUUUCUUUAGAAUUUCCCCGAGUUAGAUGAGAGUCUUCAGCAGCAGGUUAGGGACGUCUUAGAUGGUAGGGUCAUUGGACACACAAUACGUCAUGUUUGGUAUGACGACAGCUCGCAAGCCAAGACUGUGUAUAAUGGGAAGAUUGAAAAGCUCCUAAAGAAAGCAGGUGGAACAUACAUUGUGGGGUACUAGAUUGACGAAGAAACUUACCAGAAUGAUGCAGUCGAUUAUGACAUUUCGAAGUACGCCCUUGCUGUGGAUCUGCUGUGUGAGGAUUUGACGGUAUCAUAAAACUAAAGAUGCAGCUUAUGUAAAUAUUGUCCGAAGCCAACCAUAACAGAAUGACAUGUGCUGCCCACCUUGCCAGCGUUCAAUUGACGCGGACCCCCAACCCGAUUGAUCGCAGGUGGGAUGGGAAGCCGUAACACACCUACUGGGCUCCUGAUAUACAUAGUUUUUAAUCAUUAAAAUUAGAAAAAUUAUCAAAACCCCUUUAAUCUGGUUACAAAACCGCAUAUAUAAGUUCAGUCCGGACGUGGUAAUUAUAUAUUAUUUCUGCUCUGUGUAUAACCUUGAUGUGAUUGAUGUGACUUUAAAUAUUUUAAUACUGUAUUAUACCAAUAUUAUUUAGACGGUGCUGCCGGUCAUGUGACGCAGUAAACUGUAGGCUCACUGUCUAAAUAAUUAUUAAAGCUUAGCCAGUCAUCCUAGAAGACCUAGGGAUUUGACGGUAUCAUAAAACUAAAGAUGCAGCUUAUGUAAAUAUUGUCCGAAGCCAACCAUAACAGAAUGACAUGUGCUGCCCGCCUUGCCAGCGUUCAAUUGACACGGACCCCCAACCCGAUUGAUCGCAGGUGGGAUGGGAAGCCGUAACACACCUACUGGGCUCCUGAUAUACAUAGUUUUUUAAUCAUUAAAAUUAGAAAAAUGAUCAAAACCCCUUUAAUCUGGUUACAAAACCGCAUAUAUAAGUUCAGUCCGGACAUGGUAAUUAUAUAUUAUUUCUACUGUGUAUAACCUUGAUGUGAUUGAUGUGACUUUAAAUAUUUUAAUACUGUAUUAUACCAAUAUUAUUU